CCCCACAUAGGUGUACGAUGGCCGCAAGAUCGCCUACGCACCCAUCGAACUUCCGCUCGGUUCCGCCCGAUCGACCAAGAUCGUUGUCGAGCUCCCCGAAGACAAUGGUGGAGCUGAGGCUGAAGCUCGUCCUGGCAGGAAAUUCACCAUGACAAUCAAGUGGGCCGCAGAUAUCAACAUGGGCCGCCUCGUCAAAUUCGUCAAAGGUGAACUUCCUCCGGGCGACAACGCUCAAGAAGCCGUCAACUUGCUUGAUAUCAUCCUCAGGCACUACGCCUCGACCAUUCCUGGCUGCGAACCUGUGACUCGCGGAUGGUACCUUCAGAGCCUCUUCUCGCGUACCCCUCAAGACCGCGACCUUUCGGGCGGCGCUGAAGCAUGGAACGGACUGAGGCUUUCGAUGCGCCCUGGAGUGAAAUCGAUCUUCUUGAACGCCGAUUUGGCUACUUCGGCGUUCUUGACUCCCGGCCCGGCUAUCACCGUUCUCCAGAACAUCGUUGGACGCAACGUCAAGCUUGACCGCGAGCUCCCUGCCGGCGCCAUCGAGCGCGCGAACUCAACCCUCAAGAAUGUCCGUAUCCACCUUACCGACUUCCGUCAAACUGGCCGUAAGAAGUACAACAUUGGACGCUUGAGCAAGGAACCCGCCUCGCGCUGCUCCUUUGAGCGCACCGUCGAUGGGACCACCACCAAGGUCACGAUCCCGCAGUUCUUCCAAGAGACCUACAACAAGCGUCUGCAAUACCCCAACUUGCCCUGCUUCGAAGUUGGCGGCGGCUCUAGGAAGAUCCUCAUCCCGAUCGAACUUUGCGAGAUUCCGGCUGGUCAGACCUACAGGAAGAAGCUUGAUGAUGUCCAAACGGCCAAGAUGAUCCGUAUCGCUCAACAGCGUCCCAUCGACCGUCUCAACCGCACCAGCCAAGGCGUCAACCAGCUCGUCGGUCCGGCGCGCGAAGGCCAAGAUUUCCGCGAGAACGACUACCUCAAGGCCUUCAACGUCAAGCUCGCUAAAGACAUGCUCACCGUCAACGCUCGCAUCCUCCCUCCGCCGGUCGUGGCCUACAACCCGUCGUCUCGCGCAAAGGAAGUCAUUCCGCGCGACGGCGUCUGGAACAUGAAGGAUCGCAAGGUUGCUCGUGGAAUGGCUCUCCACUCCUGGUCCGUCUUGAUCUUCGCGCCUGAGCCUAUGUUGCCCAGGAGUGCGGUUACGACCUUCGUCAAGAAGCUGGUCGAGGUUUGCAAGGCAACUGGAAUGGAGAUCCAGCAAGAAGAACCCACCUUGCGUUACGGACGUGAUGCAAAUGUCGAAGACAACUUGAACGCUUCUUUCCGUGAUGCUGGAGAGAACUGUCGUAAGAGGCCCCAGAUGAUCCUUGUCAUUCUACCCGACACAAACCCUCGCCGGUACGCCGAAAUCAAGCGAGUCUCCGACACCGUACUUGGUGUUAUCACCCAAUGCAUGCAAGCAAAGCACGUCGGAAAAGCAGCAGCUCAAUACUGCGCCAACUUGUGCCUGAAGAUCAACGUCAAGCUCGGCGGCUUCAACGCCUUCCUGCCCGCUAAGGCUGGUCCUCAGGGGCAGCCUCAGUUGCCAUUCAUUUCCGAGGCUCCGACCUUGGUUCUUGGUGCCGACAUCGUUCACCCUGGCCCUGGUGAAGGAAAUACUCGUCCUUCGAUUGCGGCCAUGGUUGGAUCCCUCGAUGCGCAAUGCGCUCGCUUCGCUGCGACUCUUCGCAUUCAACGAGCCCAAGGCGGUCGUCAGCGUUCCGACAUCAUCCAAGACAUCUAUGGCAUGACUACGGAACUGCUCCGCAGCUUCUACAAGGAAGCCAAGACCAAGCCUCGUCGUAUCGUCAUUUACCGUGACGGCGCCUCCGAGGGCCAGUUCCGCGAGAUCCGACUUACGGAAAUCGCUGCCAUGCGUCGCGCAUGCGAGGAUAUCGACAGGAACGCUGCCCCCGGACAACCUCCGUACCGUCCCCCGAUUACGUUCAUUGUCGUGACCAAGCGCCACGGAACUCGCAUGUUCCCGAAGAGAAAGGAAGAUGCGGACCAGAGUGGAAAUGUCAUGCCUGGAACGAUUAUCGACACUAACAUCGUUCACCCGAAGGAAUGGGACUUCUACUUGAACUCGCACUCCGGUCUGCAGGGCACGUCUCGCAGCGCGCACUAUCACGUCCUUCACGACGAUAACAAGUUCACGGCCGACAAACUCCAAGAAAUGACCUACCGCCUCUGCUACUUGUACGCUCGCUGCACGCGCUCGGUCAGUGUGUGCCCGCCAAUCUACUACGCGGAUCUUGUGGCUGCCAGGGCCAGGGCGCACUUCAAGGGAAUGGAAUGGGGUUCUGAAGACGACACAACUUCCGUCUCCUCCGCCGCCCAAGAAGACGCCUCCAAGGUCUGGGUCGAGCGCUUCGCGACCGUCCACAAGGAUCUCGCCCAAGUCAUGUACUACAUGUGAUGAAGGCCACACCAAGUCAUUACCGGAAUCCCAACGUACUCCAUCGAAGGGAAAGGAAAUCAAACAACAAUCUAUUCAAGGCGGGAGAGAAAUCGCAAAGUUUUUCGGCAACUUUCCAAGUGUCGCUCUUGUUUUUUUGUUCACCUACUCACCCCACGCUAACUAUCGCGGUCAUGGGUUGAGUCGUUUGCGUUUCAUUUGAGUCUUUCGGCGUAUUGCCUCCUAGUGGUGUAGGGUUAGAAUUCCUCACCUAUGCCCCCAAUCCUAUAUCCUCUCCUUCCCGCCUUUGUUGUGUCGUUGUGUGUUAUACGGCACCUUCCCAAGUGCCCCUCUAGUACCAUCAGUUUUGUAUAUAGUUCCCCUUAGCCCUGAAUCGGGAAAGGGAAGAGAUCCGAAAUAAACAGAAAG
Messenger RNA from Fimicolochytrium jonesii, 2872 nucleotides. RefSeq names its product Piwi domain-containing protein. Bases 149 to 2464 code for a protein of 771 amino acids. Gene Ontology annotation, molecular function: RNA binding; protein binding. The record is from RefSeq and is a predicted model, not a curated record. The transcript has 13 exons. Lineage: Eukaryota; Fungi; Chytridiomycota; Chytridiomycetes; Spizellomycetales; Powellomycetaceae.